CACCCAGCUGGCUUCGCGCCGCCCUUUUGCGCAUGCGCCGCCGCCGGUUGGGCUGUUGCUCCCUGACGGGUGACUGCGGCGGGUCCUCGCCAUGGAGUCCUACGACGUGAUAGCGAACCAGCCCGUCGUGAUAGACAACGGUUCAGGCGUGAUUAAAGCAGGUUUUGCUGGUGAUCAAAUACCGAAAUACUGCUUUCCAAACUAUGUGGGCAGACCAAAGCACGUUCGUGUUAUGGCUGGUGCUUUAGAAGGAGAUAUUUUCAUUGGUCCAAAGGCAGAGGAGCACAGAGGUCUCCUCUCAAUCCGAUACCCAAUGGAACACGGCAUAGUGAAGGACUGGAACGACAUGGAGCGGAUUUGGCAGUAUGUGUAUUCAAAAGAUCAGCUUCAGACAUUCUCAGAGGAGCAUCCUGUGCUGUUGACGGAAGCACCACUAAACCCACGCAAAAACAGAGAACGUGCUGCUGAAGUGUUCUUUGAGACCUUCAACGUUCCAGCACUGUUCAUCUCCAUGCAGGCUGUGCUCAGUCUGUAUGCUACUGGGAGGACCACAGGAGUGGUGCUGGACUCUGGGGAUGGCGUUACCCACGCAGUGCCCAUCUACGAAGGCUUUGCCAUGCCUCAUUCCAUCAUGAGGAUUGACAUUGCAGGCCGUGAUGUCUCGCGCUUCCUGCGCCUCUAUCUCCGGAAGGAAGGCUACGACUUCCACACAACCUCAGAGUUCGAGAUCGUAAAGACCAUCAAGGAGCGUGCCUGCUAUCUGUCCAUAAACCCCCAGAAGGAUGAGACACUGGAGACAGAGAAGGCUCAGUACUAUCUGCCAGAUGGAAGCACUAUUGAGAUCGGCUCUGCCCGCUUUCGUGCCCCAGAGCUCCUGUUCCGGCCAGACCUGAUAGGAGAAGAAUGUGAAGGACUCCAUGAGGUGCUCGUUUUCGCCAUUCAGAAAUCAGACAUGGAUCUGAGGCGAACACUUUUUUCCAACAUUGUGCUGUCUGGUGGCUCCACGCUUUUCAAAGGUUUUGGAGAUAGGCUCUUGAGCGAAGUGAAGAAACUAGCUCCAAAGGAUGUCAAAAUAAGGAUAUCAGCUCCUCAGGAGAGAUUGUAUUCUACGUGGAUUGGGGGCUCCAUUCUGGCCUCGCUGGAUACUUUUAAGAAGAUGUGGGUUUCAAAAAAGGAGUAUGAAGAAGAUGGAGCUCGUGCCAUCCACCGAAAAACCUUCUAGCCCUGGGACCUAUCCUCAGUCUCUGAAGACUCACUUCAGUUCUAAACUCGCUUUUCUGAGUCCGAGUGUCUGAGAGCUGCCUGUAUGUGUGUGUGUGCGCCAGCAUGCCCCGACGUCACUGAGCAAAGACAACAGCAGCAGGAGGGUUGGAUUAGUACUAACUACUUAUUUUUUUUAUUUUUGUUGGUUUUUUUCUUUAAUGGAAAGGAUGAAAUACCAGUCUGCUUUUCUUCAGAAUGGCCCCUGCCUUUUUCAUUUCAGUUCCUUUGUUUCUGUGUUACGAUCACAUUUGCCACUGUAAAACAAGCAAGGAAAAAGAAGGGAACAGCUUAGAAUCUGCCUAGCAAGUCAGAAAGGAGCUAACCACUGCAAACUGCUCACGUAGGCUUUAGUCAGCCUGACUGCAAUGCCUGGAUUGUCUGGAAAUACAUAGCUGAAGCCCCAUAGCUACUUUCUUCCUCAGCAGUGUCUCCACCAUCAGUAGACUUUUGAAGUUGUUUUUAAUGUCUUUUGUUUUUUCUUAAAUUGAAAGAAAGCACAUUCUGAACAGUUAAGCCCAUUUGCCCCCACUAUUUUCAGUGUGUAUGUGUGUGAGUGUGUAUGUGUGUGAGUGUGUAUGUGUGUGAGUGUGUAUGUGUGUGAGUGUGUAUGUGUGUGAGUGUGUGUGUGUGUGAGUGUGUGUGUGUGUGAGUGUGUGUGUGUGUGAGUGUGUGUGUGUGUGAGUGUGUAACUUCUCAGACUGAUGUGGGGUUCUGUGCCACAGCUGGAGAAGAUGGUGAUAGGACUUAGUUUGUAUUGCAUGGAGUAGAACAAAGCAAUCUCUAAUCGGCUUUCAUUACGCUAGACGGUUAUUCUCUUGUUCCUUCUUUUAAAUACCUUUCCUCCUCUGGAGUGAAGGCACUUGAGUGUCCUCCCUCAACCUGCCAAGACUUACAGCUUUCAUGUUCUUUCUCUGCAGGAGUUGGGGCUGCUUCCCUCCUCCUCUGCCACGUCAGGGCAACGGAAUUGUGUAUUUCCAGCCAGGCAUAACUCUUGUGUACUUCAUCCAUUUGGGGGCAAAAUAAUAGUUGGAAAGGUGCAUUGUAAUGUAAGAAUUGUUUUAUUUAUUGAAAUCUCUGAGGAUAUCUCAAAUACUGACCAUAGCACCUGC
Messenger RNA from Lagopus muta (rock ptarmigan), 2372 nucleotides. RefSeq names its product actin related protein 1A (gene ACTR1A). The record is from RefSeq and is a predicted model, not a curated record. Lineage: Eukaryota; Metazoa; Chordata; Aves; Galliformes; Phasianidae. The coding region runs from base 92 to 1222 and encodes 376 amino acids. The transcript has 11 exons.